AUGGUUAAGACAAAUACAAAAAUAAUCUUCAUUUUGUUUUUUGUUUUCCUAUUGGAGUCUCUUGGAAGUGCACAUGAUGGUGGGAAGAUAAAUAUUCUUGAAGAAGAAAUUUUGUCAGAUUUUGAUGACAUAUUUUAUAAUGAAGAUGAAGAUGAAGAUGAAAUAUUUGAUGUAUGGAGAAAUGGUAGAGGCAAUAAAAAUCUUGUUAAUGUUGAUACUUGUGGUGCAGUUGGUGAUGGAACUUCAGAUGACACUAAGGCAUUUGAAGAUGCAUGGAAAGAAGCUUGUUCAAAACGAAGAUCAGUUUUUAUGGUCCCUUCAGGACGCACUUAUCUAGUAAAUGCAACCAAGUUCAAUGGACCUUGUGCUAACGGAUUGAUCAUCCAGGUUGAUGGAACCAUAGUAGCACCAAGUGAUCCAGAAAAUUGGGAUCCAAAGAGUCCCAAAGCUUGGCUUGUGUUUUCCAAUUUGACAGGAGUUACAUUUCAAGGAAAUGGAAUUAUUGAUGGAUCAGGCAGCAAAUGGUGGGAAGCAUCAUGCAAGAAGAAUAAGUCCAAUGCUUGCAAAUCAGCACCAAGAGCAUUAACCAUAGAUUUAAGCUCAGGUAUAAGGGUGAAAGGACUUACAUUCCAGAAUAGCCAACAGAUGCAUUUUGUAAUUUCACGAUCAAAUUCUGUACGCGUAAAUGGUGUCAAGGUUUCUUCUCCUGGAGAUAGUCCUAAUACUGAUGGAAUUCAUAUAAGUGAAUCAACAAAUGUUGUACUCCAAGACUGCAAAAUUGGGACAGGUGAUGAUUGUAUAUCAAUUGUAAAUGCUAGUUCCAAUAUCAAGAUGAAGAAUAUCUACUGUGGUCCUGGCCAUGGAAUCAGCAUUGGGAGCCUUGGUAAAGACGAUUCCAUCGGUGUAGUGAACAGAGUAGUUCUGGAUACAGCAUUCCUCAAAGGUACCACAAAUGGCCUCAGAAUCAAAACAUGGCAGGGAGGAUCAGGUUAUGUUCGAACAGUUCGAUUCCAAAAUGUACAAAUGGAAGAUGUUUCGAACCCAAUCAUUAUAGAUCAAUUCUAUUGCGACUCACAAAAGCCUUGUCAAAAUCAGACAUCUGCAGUAGAGAUAAGUGAAGUACUCUAUCGUAACGUUAGUGGAACAACAAAGAGCAAAAAGGCGAUGAAAUUCGCGUGUAGUGACACUGUGCCUUGUAGCCAUAUUACUCUGGACAAUGUUAACUUAGAGGCAAGAGAUGGCACUGCUGAAGUAUACUGUAACUCUGCCACGGGAAUUAUAGCUGGUUAUGUUCAUCCAGAAGCAGAGUGUCUUAACUCAAAUGACAAGAAAAAUGAGCAGAAAAUUGAAGAAUGUAAUGUUCAUGAUGAACUAUGAUUUAGGUUCAUUUGUCUUCAAUCUAUAAUGAAUAUUGAAGCAUAUAUUUUGAUGGUUACAAAGCAAAUAGUAUUGUAAGUAUUCAUUUCUGUUAUCUCAGAUUUUGAGAUUCCUAGCUUAGAUAUAAGCUAGAUAAAUAUUGUUU
Molecule: messenger RNA, 1522 nt
Organism: Solanum verrucosum
Lineage: Eukaryota; Viridiplantae; Streptophyta; Magnoliopsida; Solanales; Solanaceae
Product: probable polygalacturonase At1g80170
Exons: 9
Coding region: 1-1377 (458 amino acids)
Biological process (GO): carbohydrate metabolic process
Molecular function (GO): polygalacturonase activity
Source: RefSeq, a predicted model, not a curated record